Messenger RNA from Brachypodium distachyon (stiff brome), 990 nucleotides. Its product is annotated as glutathione S-transferase 3. Gene Ontology annotation, cellular component: cytoplasm. Gene Ontology annotation, molecular function: glutathione binding; glutathione transferase activity. The record is from RefSeq and is a predicted model, not a curated record. The transcript is spliced from 3 exons. The coding region runs from base 109 to 774 and encodes 221 amino acids. Lineage: Eukaryota; Viridiplantae; Streptophyta; Magnoliopsida; Poales; Poaceae.
CGAUAUAUAGCCCAGACGCCGCUGUCUGUCCGAGGGAGAAGAGAGACAUCCAAGCGAGACAGAGGCACGAAGAAGGAAGGAAAGAAGCUCGUGAGUUUUAGAGAAGAGAUGGCGGCGCCGGCGAUUAAGCUGUACGGGCUGGCGCUGUCGCCGAACGUGGUGCGGGCGGCGGCGGUGCUCAACGAGAAGGGGCUCGACUUCGAGAUCGUCCCCGUCGACCUCACCACCGGCGCCCACAAGCAACCCGACUUCCUCGCCCUCAACCCUUUUGGGCAGAUCCCCGCGCUGACGGACGGAGACGAGGUUCUCUACGAGUCCCGGGCCAUCAACCGCUACAUCGCGGAGAAGUACAGGGCCACCGGAACGGACCUUCUCCCACCGGCGUCGGCGUCGGCGAAGCUGGAGGUGUGGCUGGAAGUGGAGUCGCACCACUUCUACCCGGCAGUCUCGCCGCUGGUGUUCCAGCUGCUCAUCAAGCCCAUGCUGGGCGGCGCGCCGGACGCGGCCGCCGUGGAGAAGCACGCGGGCGAGCUGGCCCGGGUGCUGGACGUCUACGAGGCCCACCUGGCGAAGCCCGGCAACAGGUUCCUCGCCGGGGAACAGUUCACGCUCGCCGACGCCAACCACAUGUCGUAUCUGUUCAUGCUGGGGAAGACGGCCCAGGCGGGGCUGGUGGAGUCCAGGCCCCGGGUCAAGGCCUGGUGGGACGAGAUCUCGGCCCGGCCCGCUUGGGCCAAGACCGUCGCUGCCAUCCCCUUCCCUCCCGCCGCCUGAUCUGAUUGGGUUCGUAAUAAUAGAAGCUCGAUGCUUUGAGCCGAGUGAAUUCGCGGUGUUGUUUUUAUUACACAAGGAGCUAGAGUUUCAGUUUCUGGAUCAGUACUAAUAAUUUGUUGGGACUUGUCAGUUGUGUCGCGGUUGGACGAGUUGUACGAGUGUUCAAUUGUGUGCUUGUUUUUGUUUGAACCACAGAAUGCGUUUGAUAUGUCGAAA